AUGUCAUCGGAUAUUGAUAUUAUUGAAAGUGAUGAAGAUUCGCCACCAUCGACGAUUCCGCAAAAACGUGAACCGAUUGUUAUUCGAGGCGUUGGACAUUUGACGAUGUUUGGUUUAAAUUCUCAUUUUGACACCGAAUUCCCGACAGUGCUAAAAGGUCGUCUUGCACCUGAAGAAUUAGCAAGAACAAUGCGUAGGAUUAACGGUGUAUUAAGUAGGAAUAUGCCAAAUAAUGUGCGAUGGCUUAUAUGUGGAUUGUUAUUUUGUUGUUGCACUGCUGGUUGUUCAUUAUGGCCUGUUGUUUGUCUUAAUAAAAGGACUAUACAUGCGUUGGAAAAGACAUUGGAUCAUGAAAAUCAGACUCUGUACAAUAAAUUGGGCUUGCAUUGGCGUUUAGCCAGGCAAGCAGUGGAUAUCAGUCAAAAUAUGAUAGAAUUUGUGCUACUUCUCGAAUUCUUACCGAAGACUCCUCUUCUUUUGCCUGAUUAG
This is a messenger RNA of Dracunculus medinensis (Guinea worm), 489 nucleotides long. NCBI's taxonomy places the organism in Eukaryota, Metazoa, Nematoda, Chromadorea, Rhabditida, Dracunculidae. The record is from the annotation of a GenBank genome assembly.